Molecule: messenger RNA, 5394 nt
Organism: Drosophila novamexicana
Lineage: Eukaryota; Metazoa; Arthropoda; Insecta; Diptera; Drosophilidae
Gene: jef
Product: major facilitator superfamily domain-containing protein 6
Exons: 5
Coding region: 729-3026 (765 amino acids)
Cellular component (GO): membrane
Source: RefSeq, a predicted model, not a curated record
UAAUAUGGCGUCAAGCUGUCAGCUUUCGAUUUCUCUCUUGGGCGAAUCUUACAUUAAGAAUCAUCUAGCUGCUUAUACUUAAAGCUAUACUCUAGUUUUCUAAUAACAGCUUCAUUUAUUAAUUGUAAUUGACGUAUUCCGGUGUAAAAUAAUUAAAUCAAGUUAAAAUUGACUUGCUUUCCGACUUGUUUUUCGUACAAGUUGGAAAGGCGUCAAAUGAAGCUUUAAUAUGAUUUAAGUACCAGAAAUGAUUGGCGCCAAGCUGUCAGCUUUUGAAUUCUCUCUUGGGUGGCGGGCCCUCUCUUGUUAUGUGGUCUGUUGGCGGUGUCAAAUCUCAUUAAGUUUAGCACAUGAAGCGCGCUUGAGCGAGCUUUUCCGUUUUCCGCUUUUCCUCGUUCUUGAGCGUUUUUUGGCUCUUGAAAAAUUGUGUGCGCUGGAUAAAUUGUCAAAUGCGCGUAUAGAGGCAAGACGCGACUUGUCUGUGGAAAAACUUUGCUUAUCGAUUACGCACGUAACACUUGCCUUCAGCUAUUGCCGUGAAAAUUCCAAAUAAAUGUGCUAACAAUAUUGCUGCUAAAGGAAAAUAACAAGGAUGAUGCUGUAGUCGUGAAGCGCAGCAACGCACAAAAGCACAGUUGAAACAAAAGAGCUGCAGGGCAGGAAGUGUCAGGAAACAGGAAGCGGGCAUAAUAGCACACAGACACUGUCAGGGUUGAGUGCGCCUACAAAUGAAUCCCUAUAAUGCUGCGGUCGGUGGUGGUGGAGCGGCCAAUCCGUUUGGUACGCCCGGCUACGUUCAGCCCCAGCAGUCGAGCAUGGGCUAUGGCUACGAGGAGCAGCCAACGGCUGGCUAUGAUCAGGGCGGAGGAGCGGGCAUCGGCUUUGGACAGCAGCAGGCCCCUGGCUAUGGACCACCGGGCGCCAGGCCGCGUGUCGACGUUGAGGCCAGCGGCGAAGUGGAUCCCAACUUAUAUCCGGAGGCAAAGGAUUCAACGCACAAAGUGCGCGGCGCUUCGGGAGUCUUGGAAAUGUUCUUUGGCGGCACGGAGCAGGAGCUGAUACCGGUGAAGAGCUUUUACUUCUUCUUCUAUGCGGCGUUCGGCUCGCUGUUCCCGCUGAUGGGCGUCUAUUUCAAGCAGAUGGGCAUGAAUCCCGGCCAGUGCGGCAUACUGGUUGGCAUGCGGCCCUUCGUCGAGUUCCUCUCGGCACCAUUCUGGGGCUCCUAUGCGGAUCGCUGUCGGCAGGGCAAAAAACUGCUGCUCGCCUCGCUCGCCUGCUGGGUGCUCUUCACCAUACCGUUGAGCUUCAUACGCCCAGAGGCCGUCAACUGCAUUGAGCGACGCAAUGCCACCGACUUUGUGCUCACCUAUACGCGCUCCAAGCGGGACACCUCAGCCAUGUACGAGCCGACUAGCCAGCUGGAGCACGAGCAGGCCGACUACGAUGACGAUAUGCUGGCUGAAGAGGCCAUCGAGCAGUCGGAUUCGGAGUCGCGGCACAGCAGACACAAGAGAUCGCUUCUGCUGCCACGCAUCGAUGCGGGCAUUUCGCCGGUGCACAUCAACUUCGUGAGCAACUACGAUGACAAGCACCAUCGGGAUUAUGUGACGCCCAUCUUCAGCUCCAUGGUGUACCGCACGCCAGACAUUCAGAAGGCAUUCUUUCUGCUGCUGUUGGUCAUCCUGAUUGGUGAGUUCUUUAGUGCUCCGGCCAUAACAUUGGCCGACUCGGCGGUCAUAACGCUGCUCGGCGAGGAUGCGGAUAAGUAUGGACAUCAGCGCAUGUUCGGCUCGCUUGGCUGGGGAAUUUCAAUGUUUUUGGUGGGCAUCGCCCUGGAUCACUCCACCUCGUUCUCGAAUCAUCCGUGCGGCGCCGGCAACAAGGAGAAGAACUAUAAUAUUUGCUUUUCAAUUUUCUCGGUGCUGAUGACCUGCGCCAUUAUCUCGGCCUCAAAGAUCACCUUCAAGUACGAGCCCAUCGAUGAGAGCCAGCAGCAGGCUUCCGCCCAGUUCGUGGAUCCCAACAAAAAGGCCGAGGAGGAGUCGAUGAACCAGCUAGCCGCCCAGCUCAAUUUACCAUCACUGGCAGUGGGUAGCGGCAGCGCCGCUUCAGGUGCCUGCGCUGGCGGCGUCAGCAGCUUCAGUGCUGCCGGCCAUCAGCCGCAGCCGCACAUUGGGGCCGAGUCCAAGGUGUUUGCACAGACGGCCAAGGAGCUGCCCGAGUGGGUGACAGUGCUAACACAUUUCAAGGAUCUGAAGACCGCCUCGUUUCUGUUUGUCGCCUGGUUUAUGGGCUUCGGCAUUGGCCUGAUCUUCACUUUUCUGUUCUGGCAUUUGCAAGACUAUGGCGGCACGCCCACGCUUUUCGGCGUCGCCUCCGUCAUCAAUCACGUGUCCGAGAUCUUUGCCUACUUCUUCAGCUUUCGCCUGAUCACUCAGAUUGGGCAUGUCAAGGUGCUCUGCCUGGGCCUGAUCGGCAAUGUAUUGCGCUUUCUGUACAUCUCGUAUCUGACCAAUCCAUGGAUGGUGUUGCCCUUCGAACUGAUGCAGGGCAUCACACACGCCGCCGUUUGGGCCGCCUCGUGCUCCUACAUUGCCCACAACACGCCCAAGCAUCUGCGCGCCUCGUCGCAGGGCGUGCUCCAGGGCAUCCAUCAUGGCUUAGGUCGCGGCUGCGGUGCCAUCAUUGGUGGCAUGUUUGUCACCUACUACGGUACUACUGCUACCUUCCGUUGGUAUGGUAUCGCUUGUCUCUUCGUGCUCGGCCUGUUCAUCUUCAUCAACUUCUACCGCAAGGAGCAGGGCUUCAUAUCGGAAAUACCCGUCACCGAAGAUCCCCAUCAGGUGGCCGAAGAAACUUCUCAUUUGGCUCCACAUGGCGUGCCCAGCAAUCCCAUACCACGGGCUCUGUCCAACACGCGAUUGAACGAGAUGAAUCCCAAUGGAGGACCGUAUGGCACCUAUCAGACCACAGGCGGCAACCUGGACAUACCCGGUGCCAGUCCACACAAUCCUUUCGCACAGUAAACCCAUGUGACUUCCCCCAGUUAACAAACAGUCCUCGCAUACAAAAACGACAUCAUAGAACAAGUAAGAGUGCUCUAGUCGGUAGUGACUGACUAGAAGAUACCCUGUACCCAGCAUCGAGAUGCCGUAGCAAAUAUACGAGCUUCCUUUUAAAUUAUUAUAUGUAAAUUCUACUUUUAGCCCCGCACCAUGAUAUAUUCAUUCUCCAAUAACUUCUGUGCUUACAGUCCGAUCUUUAUAAUAAUUUUAAACAUGGGUAUAUACCAAAGGCUAUACCUUCAAAUAUCGGCUAUUUUAUACAUUUUGGUAAAGCAGGUAUUCUGAACUGUGUAUUCUAUAGCAGAGCCUAUAUAUUACAUUUGUGUAUAAGCUCCGUCUAUACAUAUAAAUCCGAAUAUCUAUUAUAAUAGAUAUCGUGUAAAACAGUGUCAGCUAUCAAUGAUCUCAAAUAAAAUUGAUCAAAGUUCGUCUCCAGUUGCUGAGAUCGACGCGUUCAUAUAUAUGUAUAUAUAUAUAAUUCAAAAAUAUAUAUAAUUUAUGGGGUCUGCCUGUUACAUACGUCUGCACAAAAUCAUAGGACCCUUGACUGUCGAUGGGUAUAGGGUAUAAAAGGAAAUACACACAUGCACCACAUAGUCAUGGACAGCAGCACAGAAUGAACAAUAUAUAACCGAAAACAUAUCUUGGACAUUGGCCUGCAAUAUUAAUUGCCAAAUACAUUGCUUUAUUAUGGGUUUUGGUGCUUAUAAAUAACAAAUAUGCCAUAUUAACGAAUAACACAAACCAAAAGAUGAAUAAAUAUAUUUUAUAUUGGAGGUUCAUAUACAUAAAGCAAUACAUUUGCUUUCAUAGCGCUAAUUAAACUAAUAACAAGUGAAUACUAUUUAUUUAUUAACUGUUUACCGUUGCCAUUAGUUACAGCUAUUUGCAUAAGUGUUUAUAUAGCUUAUCUAGAUCAAAGUUAGAUAAAUAACAACAUUUUGUUUAUUUUAUGGAAAGCAAUUCAAACGAAUUUUGCUUGGCACAUUAAUUAUUGGGCUAAUCUAAAAUAUUCAUAAGCAUUUUAUAUAUAAUUUGCAUCGCAAUCAUAUCACAUGAAAGCAGAGAUAUUUAAAGGAUCACCAAAGCCACAGCACAUAGUCCUAGAGGAACCAAUGAAAAUGAAUGGCACACAUCCACAGGAAAAACAUAACUAAAUGGAAAUUACACAUAAAGUACCUAUAAUAGAAAGGAAAAGAUAGCAAGCGUAGACAAAAAGAUUUACCAAAUCAAUAAAAUGUCAAUCUUUAAAAGUAAUAUGAUUUUACAAGACACAACAUGGCAGAUGAUUCAAUUUGAUGUUUAUUUAUUUUGUAUAUUAUUUGUUAUCAUUAUUUAGAAAGUUUUAAAAGCUUCAGAAGGAUUUAUAUUAUUUUUUUUAAUAUUUAUUGAGAUUUUAAUAAAAUAAUUUGAAAUCCUGUUAGUUUCUCGUUAACAUUGAAUUAAUUUCUCAGGUUAACAUAAAAGCGAAUUCUACAAGCAAAGAUGUUAUGCUACAAUAUAAAUACGUAUGUUGUUGGAUUGAAUAAUAUAUUUGAGCUAAAAAAAAAAAAACUAUAAAAAAUGAGAAAAGAACUUAAAUAAAUAUAGAAAAUCUAGAGAGGAAACAAAUGCUGUAACGAAUGAUAUUAUGAAAAUCCGCCUCAUUACAAUCAACUGUUGAAUAUGUUAAUUUAACAGAUGCUCUUUAGUACUUAUGUAAAAGUACAUAGCGUAUGUGUAUACUAUACAUAUUUGUAUGUAUACGACUAUAAAUGGCUAUUUUGAAAUACAUGUCUAAUGAAAAAUAAAAUGAAAAAAAAAGAGAGAAGCAAAUACGAAAAUGGUGUCUAGUUAAAUAUGCAGGAAUGUACCUAAGAUAUAAAUUUUGAUUUAACCGGGCUGGUUCUAUUUACUUGAUAUUAAUAUGUAAACAAUUACUCUAUAUACAUAUAUACACAUACCUAUACAUAACUAAGCAAAAAACUAUAUUAAUUACUUAUCGUUAACGGAUUCAACUUGUAUUAGAUAUUGUUAAUAAUAUUCAAUGGAUAUGUUUCAAGGACUUUUUCAAAUUAUUAUUAUGCCUAGCUCUUAUGUACAGCACAUUUAUGAAUCUUUGGGCUAUUUAUAAACAAAUUAUUGCAUAAUUUCAAAUAAUUAUGCACACGUGCACUUAACUUAUGUUGAUGAUGAGCCACAAUUUAACCAAUGGCUCUAUAUACCUAUAUAUACACACAUACAUGCAUAAAUGUACAAGUAUUAUACACGAAGCGCAUCCCAUUAAAUGAAAUACAUGCAACACAUACAAAUGUACUACAUACUACACAAGUAAAAAACAAAUGGAAUC